This is a messenger RNA of Siniperca chuatsi (mandarin fish), 1620 nucleotides long. It is a transcript of the gene lg13h7orf25, whose product is annotated as linkage group 13 C7orf25 homolog. Bases 197 to 1441 code for a protein of 414 amino acids. The transcript has 2 exons. Lineage: Eukaryota; Metazoa; Chordata; Actinopteri; Centrarchiformes; Sinipercidae. The record is from RefSeq and is a predicted model, not a curated record.
AAGAAGAAGAAGAAGAAGAAGAAGAAGAAGAAGAAGAAGAAGCCUCCUUGUUGUUACGAUCCUCCUGCCAACGGAGCAGAAGAAGAAGUGGAGGCUGUCAGUUAGCAUUAGCAUUAGCAGUGCAGUUAGCUGAUUUCUGGAGACGAACCUGUAUAUUCAAGUUCACACGUCACUGCUGCCGUAUGAUGUAGGAGUCAUGUCUCUGCAGGUGACGUUGCAGCAGAGAAUCAACUCCGCUCAAGUGUUGCUGCAGCGGGCGGAGCAGCUCUGUCAGGGUGUGGAGGGUCACCAGAAGCUCUGCAGUAAACUGCGAGCAGAGCUGCGCUUCCUGCGGCGGGUGGAAGCCGGAGAGCUGCAGGUCAAAGAGUCUCACCUGCACAGUACCAACCUGACUCACCUGACGGCCAUCGUGGAGUCGGCCGAGAGUCUGGAGAACGUGGUCGCUCUGUUGCAUGUUUUCACCUACCAGGACGCCGCCGGCUGCAGGCAGACGCUGGUGGUGGAUGUGGUGGCUAAUGGGGGACACACCUGGGUGAAGGCGGUGGGCAGGAAGGCAGAGGCUCUGCACAACAUCUGGCAGGGGCGGGGCCAGUACGGAGACAAGAGCAUCAUCAGGCAGGCCGAGGACUUCCUGCAGGCCAGCCGCCAGCAGCCCGUCCAGUACAGACACCCCCACAUUGUCUUUGCCUUCUACAACGGGGUCUCCUGCCCGAUGGCUGACCACCUCAGGGACAUGGGCAUCUCUGUCCGUGGGGACAUUGUCGCCGUCAACGCCGUAGUAAUGGAGGAGGGAGGAGAUGAGGAACAGGAGGAGGACGAGGAGCCAAUUGAAGAUAACGAGGAGGAGGAGGAGGAGGAGGAGUCUGAGCUGACCAGAGUUGACCGCGGUGCGGUGGUGGCCAGCCUGGCGUUUCCCACUCAGGUGCAGGUGGAGGAGUGUCAGCGCGUUAACCUCGACAUCACCACGCUUAUCACGUAUGUGUCAUCACUGAGUCACGGCCACUGUCACUUCACCUUCAGGGAGCCGGUGCUGACAGAGCAGGCGGCCCAGGAGCGCCGCCUGCAGGUGCUGCCGCAGCUUGACGCCUUCAUGCAGGGGAAGGAGCUGUUCGCCUGCCACGCUGCUGUCCACGACUUCCAGGUGAUUCUGGACACGCUGGGGGGGCCGGGCGAGAAGGAGCGCGCUCAGAAGCUCCUUGCUCGCCUCCACCUGGUGGACGACAGGCCAUCGGAGCGCACACUGCGCCUCACGCCCAGCGCCAAGGUCAACCGCCGCUCGCUCAUGAUCUUCGGCACUGGAGACUCACUGAGAGCCGUUACCAUGACGGCAAACAGCCGUUUCGUAAGGGCGGCGGCCAACCAGGGCGUCCGAUACAGCGUGUUCAUCCACCAACCGAGAGCUCUGACUGAGGGCAAAGAGUGGAGGGCCACGCCCCUCUGAGGCAGACUUCCUGUGCAGGGGCUGAUGGGAGUUUCAGUUUGUAAGCUGAUCAUAAAUGUGUAAUAAUAAUCUUGAGUUAAAUAAAUCUUGAGUUCAUGUGAAUAUAAUCUGAUCAGCUAAUAAUGUUUGUUGAAUGAUUUCAGAAUCUAUAUUCAAAGAUCAAUAAAGCAUCACAGUCA